Molecule: messenger RNA, 3026 nt
Organism: Ricinus communis (castor bean)
Lineage: Eukaryota; Viridiplantae; Streptophyta; Magnoliopsida; Malpighiales; Euphorbiaceae
Product: protein TIC 100
Exons: 11
Coding region: 226-2802 (858 amino acids)
Cellular component (GO): cytosol
Source: RefSeq, a predicted model, not a curated record
GGUGAAAAAAGGCUUAAACAUAUUUUGAAAGCUCAAUUUUUUAUUUAAUUUUUUUGCUGAGUAGCAGUAGCAGUAGCAGACAAAAACCCCUCAGAAAACCCUUAAUUCUCUGCUCCAAAAACUGCUUACUUGCUAGUUGCUAUCCUCACUCCUGAGCUAACAUUUCCUUUGUAACCUUCACCUUAUCUUCUCCUAUCUUCCUCUAUCUCUCUCUCUCUCUAAACAAUGGCUAACAAUCAAGAAGACCCAAUUCAAGAACAAGAGCAAGAGCAGGAACAAGAACAAGAAUACCCAGAUGAAGAAAAGCAAGCUUUAUCCUCUUCAGACUCUGAUUCUGAUUCUGAUUCUGAUUAUGACUACGACUAUGACUACACACCAGGCGAAGACACCACUGUCUCCUACACUAGACCUGGAGAUGAGCCACCACCGUCAACCAACACACCAGAAGUAAACCUUGCACGUUUUUCUCAAGUAUUGGAUAGCAAAGAAAUGAAAGAAAUGGAAGAAAAAGAAGAUAGAGAGUAUGAAUAUUAUGAAGAUUUAUUUGAUUUUCCUGAAGAUAAAGAGAAUUGGAAAGAGGAAGAUUUGAAAGAGUUAUGGGCUGAUGCUCCAUUCGAAAUGACUAAACCUGGGUGGGAUCCAGUUUGGGCUGAUGAAGAAGAUUUGGAUAUCAUGAGGAAAGAAGUUAAUGAAGGGAGAGAUCCUCCGAUUGCUCCUUUUUAUUUGCCUUAUAGACCACCAUAUCCGGUUAUCCCUGAUAAUAACUAUGAUGUUUCUAAUCCUAAAGCUGUAAUUGAGGAAUUGGAUAGAAUUGAAGAGUUUCUCACUUGGGUUAGCUUCAUUUUCCCUGAUGGGAGCUCGUAUGAAGGCACUGUUUGGGAUGACUUGGCUCAUGGCAAGGGUGUAUAUGUUGCUGAACAGGGGCUAGUCAGGUAUGAAGGUGAAUGGCUGAGGAAUAACAUGGAAGGCCAUGGAGUUGUCGAAGUUGAUAUACCUGAUAUAGAACCAGUGCCUGGUUCCAAGCUUGAAGCAAAGAUGCGUGCUGAAGGGAAUAUAAUAUCAAGAGAUUUUAUGGCCCCCGAAGACAAAGAAUGGCUGGAGAUGGAUAUUGAAGAUAGCAUUCGCCUAGCUGGGGGAAAUUAUGAAAUACCUUUCUAUGAGAAUGAUGAGUGGGUCAAACAAUUUGGGAGAAAACCGGAAAAAGGUCGGUACCGAUAUGCUGGUGAGUGGAAGCACGGCAGGAUGCAUGGAUGUGGUGUUUAUGAAGUGAACGAGCGUAUAUUAUAUGGUAGGUUCUAUUUUGGGGAGUUUGUUGAUGAGGCUACUGAUUGUGAUGAAAACAUUUCAGCGUUGCAUGCAGGAUUAGCAGAAGUAGCUGCUGCUAAGGCUCGAAUGUUUGUUAACAAGCCGGAUGGAAUGGUCAGGGAAGAGAGGGGUCCGUAUAGUGAUCCUCAGCAUCCCUAUUUUUAUGAGGAAGAAGAUGUGUGGAUGGCACCAGGCUUCAUCAAUCAGUUCUAUGAAGUUCCUGAUUAUUGGAAAAGAUAUGUGCAAGACGUGGAUCAGGAAAGAGAAAUGUGGUUAAAUUCCUUCUAUAAAGCUCCUCUGCGAUUACCCAUGCCUUCUGAGCUUGAGUACUGGUGGUCGAAAGAGGAGGAACCUGAAUUUGUUAUUCUUAACAAAGAACCAGAACCGGAUCCUGAAGACCCAUCAAAGCUAAUAUAUACUGAAGAUCCUGUCAUCCUCCACACGAAAACUGGACGAAUAAUUAAUUAUAUCGAGGAUGAGGAACAUGGUGUGCGCUUGUUUUGGCAACCACCUCUGAAAGAUGGAGAAGAUGUGGAUCCUGAGAAGGUUGAGUUCCUACCCCUAGGUUUUGAUGAGUUUUAUGGAAAAGAGACAGUGGUGAAGAAGGAAACCUUCCUGCAGCGACUUCUAACUGCAGUGGAAAAUGCAUUCAAACCAAUGCUUGAUAAGCUAGAGAAAUGGACUGAGGAGAAGAAGAAAUCUAGUGAGAUGAAAAUAAAGCUGUUUGAAGAAGAACUUGCCCUGGCCGAGGCUGAAUUGGCUCUGGAAGAGGCCAUUGAGGAUAUGGAUGAGGAGUUAAAGAUGCAAGAAAAAGAAGAGGAGGAGAAAGCAGAAAUGGGGUUGCAGGAGGAAGAGGAUAUUUCUGCAUCAUCCAACCAAGAUCAGAAACCUACAGCGGAAGUGGAAGAAGAGGGUGAGGAAGAGGAAGAUGAGGAGGAGGAUGAUGUCACACCAUCAAGUUUUGGGUCUGUAGCCCAAGAUGAGAGCCCAACAAAGUAUGACCAGAAAGAAAAGAGACCUGGAGAAUCUCCUUUCUUGUCAUGUUCAUUGUCACUAGCUUCUCGUAGCCUUCUUUCAGCUGUUCCAUCUGGCAUACAACAAUCAUUUUUGGCUUGGAAGAACAGAUUGUCACAAAAGCCAACUCCUCCCUUGCACAUAGAAGGCCACAAUAUCCUUUCUGGAAAUGUUAAUUCAGUCAGUUUUCCUAAAUUCAAUGGUCAAAGGGGAAGCUUGAGGGCUAAAAGUGGUGCUAAUCAAAAGCUUCAAUCAAGUCACCGUUCCACGAGAAAGGUGUCUCAGAUACGUUCAUUUGCUCGAGUUCUCUCCAAUCCUUCAGCUUCUGUGGACCCCAAAAGGAGACCAAAGAUGCCAACAAAACAGAAACAUACUUGGCUGCAUGCACCACCAGAGAGAGAUUCAGACAGCAUUUUGUCUUUGCACACACAAGUGUAUUGCUUAGAAUGUCAUACUGAAACAGCCAUGUGUGAGCCUCUUUAAUCUAUACAGUUGAAAAGUCGGAUCCUUCUGAAAGAACGAAGUCCAAUUUUGUAGAGAACACAUGUCUCGUCUUGCCAAAGUUUUUGGUGUACUUUCAGCUUUUAACUAGUUUAAGGUCAUGAAAAGAAAAACUCUGACCAGAUAAAGAUGCUUUUUGCUCUGGAUUUUGUACCAUUCAAUUGUUAUUGGGAAGCAAUUUUAUUCAUGAAUUAGAUUGACCUGAA